This is a messenger RNA of Lachancea dasiensis, 1953 nucleotides long. NCBI's taxonomy places the organism in Eukaryota, Fungi, Ascomycota, Saccharomycetes, Saccharomycetales, Saccharomycetaceae. The record is from the annotation of a GenBank genome assembly.
AUGGAUUUUGUCAACGAGAGAUCGGUUACACCGGAUUACAGUGGUCUGCCCGCCAAAGAAUACACCCUGGACAUUCCUCGAGUUCCUAGUGUUGAGCUUCCUCUAAAAUUGUCAGGCUCUCAUGACAGUGUAACUAAGGCAAUUGAGAUGUGUGGCGGUAUUGAUAAUGUUAAAAAGGCCCUCAAUGCGCACAAGGAUACACAGGAGGGAUUGGAGCUAUACUUGAAUGAUGAUAGAAAUUCUGAUGGGCCUAGCGCGUUUUUCAAUGAGCACCCUAUUGUUGGGAGGCUCGCCCCUCACAGGGACGAAUCGAUUGUCAUGAAGUUGUCUCUCCCCAAGGGAACUUUGGAAGCCAAUGGUGGCGACCUGCGAAAAGCAAUUGCCUCCGUGCCAGCCAAUAGAGCGAAAAUUGUCCCAGUCGGAAUCGUCAACAGCACUGUAAGGUUUCGUGAAAUGUCGGAUUUUCAAAUGCGUUUGGACAAUGUUCCUACGGCUAACGAGUUCAAUGACAGCUUUGGAUCCUUGGAUUGGGGAUACGUUCGCAAGUACGUUCAAAGUAUCCCGGACUAUGAUUCAACGCCUUUUGAGAACAUUGAUGGCCUUGUUCUGAAUAGCACAUCCAACAUCCCUAGCACAGAUUUUCAGCUUCCGCCCCCGCCUCGAUUCUCUAUGGUCAAUAUUCCAUUCGUAUACAAGUUUCGCGGCAACCCGUACGCCACGAAAUCGUCAAGUGGCGAAUCCACCGUCAAGGGCACAUAUCUAAAAAAUUACCAACAGCUUGUUCAUGGUUUUGACGACACGAUUCAAAUUCCUGUGGAGGCGCAUCCUGCCUUGCUGGAAGAUUACAGGAAGGCUCAGGAUACUGGUGUGUAUCCUGGUAGUAGUAAAGAAUCAAAGUUCAAAGAAAGGCUAGACCAGUGCUUGGACAUAUUAGAUAGAGCUUUCUCAGUACGGCCUAUUUGGGUAAAGCGUCAUCUUGAUGGGAUUGUUUCUCAGGAACUGCAUGGAACGCUCAAAAUUGCACUGUCCCUGAGGUCUUACCGUUUUACAAAAGGGCCUUGGCGAAACACAUACAUCAAAUUUGGAGUAGAUCCUCGUACUUCUUCAGAAUACGCGAAGUUCCAGACCGAAUAUUUCAAAGUCGAGAGUAAGCUCCAAAAAUCACCGCUCGCUGCCAAAAAUAUGCCAGAACCACCCGCCAAGUUUUAUAAGUCAGAUACACAAGAUGGCAUCGAUAGUCGGUUUUAUUUCGAUGGACAGCAAAUUCCAUGGUAUUUAAUGUUGCAAAUUGAACUUCUAGUUCAUGAGCCAAAUAUUGCCGAAGUUUGUUCUAAAGCUGUUUUUUUGAGCAAGCCAACUGAACUUACCGGGUGGUACCACGAACUAGACUUGACUAAGAUAAGGAAGAUCGUAAAGUAUGAAUUGGGUUGCCUUGUUCAAGGUAACUCUGAGUUUAGUGAGUACAAGCUCAAGUUUUUCAAGAACUUGCUCUAUACCAAGGAAUCUAUGAUGACCAAGGAUAAUGCCGGAAUCGAUGCUGAUGGAGAUAUUCAAAUGUCCACAUCUGAUGGUGCAUCAGGUGUUUCCGGUGAUACUGCCAACAACCCUACAAAGGAGAUAGAAGGUCAAGAAGAAAAUGGCGAAGAAGACGGUGAGGAUGACGAUAACGGCGUUGAAGCGGGAGAGAUGGAUGACGCCGUACUGGAGCAAGAAGAGGAUGACGCUGACGACGCAGAUUUUGGUGGUUUUGAGGGUGAUAAUUCCCAAGAUAGAAAGCCUACCACAAGCAAUGGGGAAGAACAAAGUUCCCUCGACCCAGAUUUCGAUAUAACCAAUGCGAGCUUUAACGACAUCAUUACCCGCGUACAUCAAACAGAUCCGGAUAUGGCAACAAAACUCCGAAAAGAACUGGAUGGACUCAUUUUUGAGUCGGAAUUGUCGCACCCACGGUGA